Molecule: messenger RNA, 823 nt
Organism: Oncorhynchus nerka (sockeye salmon)
Lineage: Eukaryota; Metazoa; Chordata; Actinopteri; Salmoniformes; Salmonidae
Gene: palm2akap2
Product: PALM2 and AKAP2 fusion
Exons: 3
Coding region: 116-823 (235 amino acids)
Biological process (GO): regulation of cell shape
Cellular component (GO): membrane
Source: RefSeq, a predicted model, not a curated record
UCCCCGACCAGCUCCCAGAGCAGCAGCCAGACAUCAGAGACUCCUCCACCACCUCUCGUCAUCAGGCCACAGCCUCAGAGCACCUGCCUCUGGGGAGCAGCCAAAGAAACCUGCGAUGUACGCCAUGGAGAUCAAUGUGGAGAAGGACAGAAAGACAGGGGACACCAGGAUCCUGUCAGCGUCUUCCGUCAGCCCUGACGAAGUGCCUGACUGCGGGGUCAAGGUUUUCGACGACGGCCGGAAUGUUGUCUACGAGGUCCGCUCGGGGGGGUCCUCUACCCUGGACAAUGGGGUUCACCACUGGAGCUCCCAACAGGUGGAUGAGCUGAUGAAGCGGGUCGGGGCGACGACCGGCUGUGCUCAGGGAGGCAAGGCUAAGGUCACUGUCAACCCCGCCGACGCUGAUGACCCCAAAACCUCCCCCAGGUCCAUUGACCACUCCGUGAUAUGCGGGGGUGAGGUGACGGAGGCUCCCCAGGCUAUGGCAGAGAAGCCGAUCACAAUGAUCUUCAUGGGCAAUCACAAUGUAGACGACCAGGAUGAGACCAAGAGGCUGCUGGGAUUCAACGGCACCAUCAAGGCGGAGAUCGUCCUGAUCGAUGAGGACGAUGAGAAGUCGCUACGGGAGAAAACGGUGACAGACGGUUACUCCGUAAUCGACGGCAACGCCGCCGACCUGGUGUCCGGCUCCCGGCCGCUCAGCGACUCCACCGAACUGUCGUCGGAGGGGAAGGACGAGAGCUCUGCCACGGCCACCAAGGAACUCCCCUCCCCAGCAGGUAUAGAGAAGAAAGAGCGCUGCCAUUGCUGUACUAUCAUGUGA